GUGUAUUUGAUUCUGAUAGUGGAAGAGAGAGAAAGUAGAGAGUUGGAGAAAUGAGUGAGAAAGAGCGAAACUGCGAGUGUGUGGAACGAGGAGCGAGAAGUGUGUAGCGCGCGGGAAUCGUCGACUUGUGUGUUUAGCCCUUUUGUGCUUGUGGUUAAUUACUCUGAAACGUAACGACUGGCGAGAGAAAGAAAAUAAAACGUCCUUUUUUUUACCCCGGGGACGGGAAGCUGUAUGAAAGAGUUUAUACGAUUGAGUGUGUGAAAGCAAGGGUAAUAAGUGAGUGCAAUGGCGACACUUGCAGAGCAAGCGUCCAAGUUAUUGGACUUCAACCAAAAGCUGGACAUCACGCUCCUGGAUAAUAUAGUCGGAUGCAUGUAUACUGGGGUUGGUGAACAACAGCGUGUUGCUCAGGAAGUGCUAACCACCCUCAAAGAACAUCCAGAUGCGUGGACACGAGUUGACACCAUCUUAGAAUACUCACAGAAUCAACAAACAAAGUACUACGCACUACAGAUCUUAGAGCAGGUUAUCAAGACACGGUGGAAAGUUCUACCAAGGAAUCAAUGUGAGGGUAUUAAAAAGUAUAUUGUCGGGUUGAUCAUCAAAACUAGUAGCGACCUGGAAACAAUGGAGGCCUCUAAGGUCUACUUAAACAAGCUGAAUAUGAUCCUUGUGCAGGUUCUAAAACGAGAAUGGCCAAAGAACUGGGAAUCCUUCAUAGGUGACAUUGUGGGUGCCAGUAAAACCAACGAAAGCUUAUGUCAGAAUAAUAUGGCUAUUCUGAAACUUCUCAGCGAAGAAGUGUUUGACUUUUCAAGUGGUCAGAUGACGCAGACAAAGGCUAAGCACUUGAAGGAUACAAUGUGUAGCGAGUUCUCUCAAAUAUUCCAGCUUUGUCAAUUUGUCAUGGACAACUCACAGAAUGUUCCUCUAGUUGCUGUUACCCUCGAAACUCUUCUCAGAUUCCUCAACUGGAUUCCACUUGGAUACAUAUUUGAAACCAAGUUGAUCAACACCCUAGUUUUCAAGUUUUUGAACGUGCCGAUAUUUCGUAAUGUUACAUUAAAGUGUUUAACUGAAAUAGCUGCAGUCACAGUAACAAGCUACGACGAGAUGUUUGUGGUUUUAUUUGCUAAUACAAUGCAGCAAUUGGAGCAAAUGCUUUCACUUGAAACGAAUAUCCGUGAUGCGUAUGCAGUAGGACAGGAUCAAGAACAGAAUUUCAUUCAGAACUUGGCGAUGUUUCUGUGCACAUAUCUAAAAGAACAUGGGCCGCUUGUUGAAAAAAAGCAACUGAAUGAAACACUUUUAAAAGCUCUUCAUUACCUUGUGCUGAUUUCCGAAGUCGAAGAAGUUGAGAUAUUCAAAAUAUGUUUGGAAUAUUGGAAUGGACUGGCUGCCGAUUUGUACAGAGAAAACCCAUUCACUACGCCAUCGCCUUUGUUCGUAAAUAAAAAUAAUUUAGCCAUACCACCACGAAGGCUAUUUUAUUUCCCUGUGCUGACCAAGGUUCGGUAUAUUAUGAUCAGUCGAAUGGCUAAGCCUGAAGAAGUAUUGGUAGUGGAAAACGAAAAUGGCGAAGUCGUCAGAGAAUUCAUGAAAGAUACCGAUUCAAUCAACCUCUACAAAAACAUGAGGGAGACCUUAGUUUAUCUAACGCAUCUCGACUAUGUUGACACAGAGAGAGUUAUGACCGAAAAAUUACAGAACCAAGUCAAUGGUACGGAGUGGUCUUGGAAGAAUCUCAAUACCUUAUGCUGGGCAAUUGGGAGUAUCUCAGGUGCGAUGCACGAGGAAGAUGAAAAACGAUUCUUAGUAACAGUAAUCAAGGACUUGCUUGGAUUGUGCGAGCAGAAGAAAGGCAAAGAUAACAAAGCAAUCAUUGCAAGUAACAUUAUGUACGUUGUGGGCCAAUAUCCAAGAUUUUUGAGAGCCCAUUGGAAAUUUCUGAAGACUGUUGUCAAUAAGCUAUUCGAAUUCAUGCAUGAAACACACGAUGGAGUACAAGAUAUGGCCUGUGAUACUUUUAUCAAAAUAGCAUUGAAGUGCAGAAGACAUUUCGUAACUAUUCAGGUUGGCGAAGCUAUGCCGUUUAUCGAAGAAAUACUGUCUACGAUCAGCAGUAUUAUUUGCGAUCUACAAACCCAGCAGGUGCACACGUUUUACGAGGCAGUUGGCUACAUGAUUAGUGCUCAAGCUGAUACAUGUGUACAGGAACAGCUUAUAGAGAAAUAUAUGCUUUUGCCUAAUCAAGUUUGGGAUGAUAUAAUUAGUCAAGCAUCAAAGAAUGUUGAUAUAUUGAAGAAUCAAGAAGCUGUCAAGCAGCUUGCUAGCAUUCUAAAAACAAACGUUCGAGCUUGCAAAGCUCUCGGACAUUCUUACGUCAUGCAGCUAGGAAGAAUAUAUUUAGAUAUGUUAAAUGUUUACAAGGUUAUGAGUGAAAACAUAACUGCAGCAAUAGCUUUAAAUGGAGAAAUGGUUAUGAAACAGCCAUUGAUCAAAAGUAUGAGAGUUGUCAAAAAGGAAACGUUAAAAUUAAUCUCAGAUUGGGUCAGCAGAUCAAACGAUCAUCAAAUGGUUUUGGAAAAUUUCAUACCUCCAUUAUUGGACGCAGUCUUGCUUGAUUAUCAGAAGACAAAUGUGCACUGUGCUCGGGAGCCCGAAGUACUGGGUGCAAUGGCUACUAUUGUCAACAAAUUAGAGGCGCACAUCACAAGCGAAGUACCCAAAAUUUUUGACGCUGUUUUCGAAUGCACUCUUGAAAUGAUUAAUAAAGACUUCGAAGAAUUCCCUGAACACCGAACAAACUUCUUCCUAUUACUGCAGGCAGUGAAUAGCCACUGUUUCCCUGCAUUCCUGUCAAUCCCUCCAGCUCAGUUUAAGCUGGUUCUUGACUCCAUUAUUUGGGCAUUUAAGCACACAAUGAGAAAUGUCGCAGAUACUGGACUACAAAUACUUUAUCAGCUCAUACAAAACCUUGAGAUGCAUAAUCAAGCAGCACAGAGUUUUUAUCAAACAUACUUUACUGACAUUCUACAACACAUAUUCAGUGUCGUAACAGACACCUCGCACACAGCUGGUUUGACGAUGCAUGCAACGAUUCUGGCGUACAUGUUUACGUUAGUAGAAUUAGGAAGGAUUCAAGUGCCACUAGGACCUGUACCAGAUAAUACGUUAUAUGUUCAAGAAUUUGUAGCAAGUUUAUUAAGAGCCGCAUUUCCACAUCUAAGUGAUAAUCAGAUAAAGAUCACGGUGCAGGGCCUAUUUAAUCUUGACCAAGACAUACCUGCAUUUAAGGAGCAUCUUAGGGACUUCCUCGUUCAAAUUCGAGAAUACACGGGUGAAGAUGACACAGAUUUGUACUUGGAAGAGCGGGAAACGGCCCUACGAAAUGCGCAGAGAGUUAAGAGACGACAGCAAAUGGCAGUGCCGGGUAUCCUCAAUCCUCACGAGAUGCCUGAGGAGAUGCAGGACUGAAUCACCCGCAGCCCCUACUGUACCCCAACAAAUCUGAUCGAAAUGUGCUCUGCUGUAGAUACGUCUGUAUCCUUUUAUCUGCAGCCACCCCCACCACCGCCCAGAUACAUAUUAUAUACUUAAACAGAGCCAAGAAGUGUAAAAUAUUAUACCUUUAACGAGGUAAGCUAAGAGGAGGUGAUUGUUUGUUUGUCUGUUAUAGGAUUCGAGAUGAAAUUGAGUUCUUGUUGUGGGUAAGAUGUGAAUGCCUGCUCGCCGACGCUAUUUCGUGUAUCGGAGUUCUUAGUAAUUCUACGAGAUUAAGUCUAAGAGUAAUAAAUGAUGAAAAAAAUAUAAUAAUAAUAAUAAGAAUAAGAAUAAAAUGAAUGAUUUUUGCAUAAUAGUAUGAUCGGUAGGUUUUCGUUUUCUCGUGCGUUUGAUAUCUGUAAUUGUUCGUAGUAUACCCGUAUGCGUGCAUCAUUAACGUGGAAGUACCAUGCCAUAAGUAAUAUUGGACUAUUCAUUUUAUACGAGUUCUUCAAUGGUCCAAUGAUGGUUGAAUGUUCUCAUUCUGGAAGCAACGAGUGACGUUUCUACUGAUUCUUUUGUUUUCGUUGUGGGGUUUUUUCUCUAUUUCUAAUUUUCUCUCAUUAAUUCGAAAAUCUUAUAAUAGGGUGAAUAUAGUAAGAUUAAUACUUUGCAAGUCUGCAGCAGUAUUUUUUAUAUUUCGCAAUAAUUAUAUGGAGAUACAGUAAUUUAGUAAAGUUUUUCAAAUGGGUCCAGUACUCUUCGUGGUAUGUAUUACCCUCUUUAUUAUGAUGGUUGAUGAAAGUAUCGCUGUACAGCAUUUGUUAAUUCACUAUUAGUAUCAGUUUGUACAAUAGUCUGUAUGAAAAUUGAACGAAAUGAAUUAUUGGGUGGGAAAAUUGGAUUCAAAAAUUAUUAGAAUGCAAGGUUUUUCUCCAUAAAAAGAAUUCAGUUACAAAAAAAAAAAGAAAAAAAAACGUAUCAAAUAAAUUUUUCAUUCGAAUAAUUUUGCUAAUCAAAAUCAAGCUUGAACAUUAUAAUAUGUCAGUGUUAUAGCCAGAAAUCAUACUGAACUUUGCGUCAAUAAAAUGUUUAGUUGUACUUACUGACAAAUAAAGCUGUGCCUGAGUUCUGCAAAUCUAAAUUGGGUUAAACAUCGUGAAUCUAGUAAUGCCUUAAAUUUAUCAACUAGAAGUCUGAUCGAAAAAAACCUGUUAAUGUAAAUUUGAAAUGUAAAUUUUUUAUACUGGAUAUCACUUGAAAAAGGGGUGAUUGUAUUUAAAUUUUAGGUCAAAAUCAGAGAAAAUUGGAGGAUAAUAAUCCUACUGUGUGAAGUAUUAAAUGGUAUAAUAUCACAGAAAUAAAUGAAUAAAAUCGAAUCAAAGCCAGAAGACUAAAGUUGCAAUAUGAAGUUAUUUUGUAACAUACUCAUUGCCAAAUUGAACUGCGAUUCAUUACGCAUUAAAUGACAUCUUAUGUACCUAUCAUACACGCACUGCAUGAAUGCCAUUCCGGGUUCCAUUCUCUUUUGCGUUACCUUUAAAUUUUGCUUUGAUUUGAGAUUAUGAACCCUUCAACUGUUUUCUAUUGUAUCAACAUUCAUUUGAAUACUAACAAAGCAUAGACUCAAUAUUUGCAACUCCCGAAUCUGUGAACGCCUAAUAAAAAAUGAAUCUGUCAGUGAGUUAUAUUGAUGAGUGAAUAGAUAAAUAAUUAUAUUUAACAGUCGCAGACGUCGAGUGUAGGUGCUACUUGGGGUGUUGUGAGAUCGAGUGCAGGACACAAAAUUGAAGUAACGAGCAAACUCAGGACCAAUGUCGCGUUCCAUUUAGAUACUACAUAGAGUUUGUGAAGUGGGGCUGCAAAAUACUAGGCUAAAUAUGGUGAUUUGCGCCCAAUCACACGCCACCUUAACUACCAUUGUCAAUGUAAUCUAAAGUAGUACAUUACACUAAGAAGUAGUGUAACAAAAUACUGAAUCUGAUUUGCAUAUUUCAUGAACGUAAUUAUUUAGAAUACACUAUCGAGAUUUGGUGUAUGAAUUUUGAAUAUUAAUUGCAUAAAAUAGUGUCGUUGCGGCAGGGUUUUAGUGAAAUAAAUGUGCUAGGCGAAUAUGUGUGUUUUUAUCCGAGUGAAGUUGUAUUAUAAUACUACAUUAUUACUACUUAUAAUAUGCAUUGCGAGUCGUAAAUUGGCAUCCUGUAAAUUAAAACUUAUCACAACUAAGCAUUGUUGUUUUAUAGGAACAGUCCUCAUCCUACCAAAAUGAAAUCUAUCUCACGAUUGUGGUUCGUUAUUAGGCAUUUGUAGAAUAACUGCGAAUAUUUUUCAUGCAACACUUUUUAUCUCGUUAUUAUACUACUUUUCAGUUACAAUAGAACAAUUUUGAUCCGUCGUCGCAAUUUGCAAAGUAUCUACAGUAUUCAAUCACCUGCUGUUUGUGAAGCAAACUAAAAUUUUCAGUGUUCACAGUAUACGUAUAGCCAAUACAUAUUUGUGGAUAAUUAGUGUUGCCGAAAUUAAUAAAAUUAAGAAAAGACUCAUGAAGUCCUAAAUCAGCAAAGCUCAGAGGAUAUAGUAUACAUUAAUUGUGUGCAAAUGCGUACAUUCGUUACCCCAUUAAAAUAAACAAGAUUAUCACAGAAUUUCGUAACCCAUCAAGUUUUGAGCUCUCUAUUGCUGUUAUUUGAGACAUUUACCUACAUUCGUUGAUGUUUUUCUCUUACUUAUUUAUGUGACCAUAUUUACUUCACACCUAUUCCAAAGUAUUCUUGCAAUUUUCUUGACCAUGUAAACUUCUUUAAUGAAAAAAUAAUUGCUUCCUUAAAGACAAAAAAUUCUUACACCAUUUUCCACAUGUAAAGGUUUAUUCUCUAAAUCUAAAUUACAUAUGACACUAGGACGGAAUAAAUUCGAGGUGCACCGGUACUACUGUAAUCUAAGUUCAUAGAAACAAUGACGCUGGUUUUAAUAAUUUGUUGAAAUGUAAUAAUAGCUAGAUUGUAUCGUGACGUUUCUCCGUAAUUAUUAUUCUGAAAUUGUCAACUUUUCGAGUAACUUUAGUUCUUGUCUUUAUUUUGUACAGCUUUUACUGCCAAUGUAAUAUCACUUGUGUUAUUUGGUGGGUGGAGUUAGGCUUGCAGAACUGUGACUACGUAGACAAGCCUGAAAUCGCAUUUCAGUUGACUGCAUUUAAGUUAAAAAAAAAUAGUAAUAGUAAUAAUGAUAAUAUCAACAGUUGUGCUAGUAUAAUGUCGGUCGGCAGUCGCUCUACUUGGUACAAUGGAGCCAUUACACUUGUACUAUGCGACCCAGGCUUCAAGCAAAGCUACUGGUGGCCUGUGUAUUUGAAGAGUGAUUGGGGAAAGAAGGAAAGAAGGGAUUUAAAAAAAGCAUAGAAAAAAAAAUUUAGGAAACGUGAUUCAAUGUGUUUAUAAUAAGCUGUAUUUAUUUGCAACCAAUAUUCAAUUAUUGAGAAUAUAUUAAUGAAUUGUUACUAAAAACAUACACGAACUUUUUUUGAACUAAGCUGAACUUAUCUGAUUUUGAAUUUGUACAGGAUUAUCAAAUCUUCAUGAUUAAUGAAUUAGGAGAGAACAAGAUAUUACGAUAAAAAUUUAUCAAUAAGAUAUCUAAGUUUUAAAAUUCCCCGUAAUUAUGAAACAUUGGCAAAACAGCUUGACGAUUAAAAACCUUUCAAACACUGUCUAUGAUAUAUUUUUUAAGAUAUUUUGUACGAAGUAGACAUUACUGUGUGUUUAAAGUGUUAAUAUGAUCACCAAGCGUUUCUACUCACUAUUCAUUUUAUUAUAUGAGUUGAUAUCAUGAAUGUAAUAUAGGUAAUAACUAGUAAUCAGAUUAGUUUGAGCAAUGUAAAUAACUACGGCAUAACAUUAUAUUGCGUUGCUUACAUUAGUUACAAGCUUGUGUGAUCGAGUGAUCUAACAAUGUGUUCUACAAUUGAAAAAAAAUUUAUAAUAAUUCAAGGAAUGGUAUUAUAGAAAACAAAAAACGCUCAGUCUAAUAAUACAUAUUUUUAGGCAUUUUGAGCAAAGGCCUAUUAUGUAUUUCAUCUUCAUAUCACAUACAGUCUUUGUUUCCAGUUAUACACGUGAUAAAAAAUAAAAAAACGAAAGCGUGA
Neodiprion fabricii is the source of this 7627-nucleotide messenger RNA. It is a transcript of the gene emb, whose product is annotated as exportin-1. The transcript is spliced from 14 exons. Gene Ontology annotation, molecular function: small GTPase binding; nuclear export signal receptor activity. NCBI's taxonomy places the organism in Eukaryota, Metazoa, Arthropoda, Insecta, Hymenoptera, Diprionidae. The record is from RefSeq and is a predicted model, not a curated record. Gene Ontology annotation, biological process: protein export from nucleus; ribosomal large subunit export from nucleus; ribosomal small subunit export from nucleus. Gene Ontology annotation, cellular component: nucleus; cytoplasm. Bases 289 to 3480 code for a protein of 1063 amino acids.